Molecule: messenger RNA, 1842 nt
Organism: Chlamydomonas reinhardtii
Lineage: Eukaryota; Viridiplantae; Chlorophyta; Chlorophyceae; Chlamydomonadales; Chlamydomonadaceae
Exons: 10
Coding region: 33-1142 (369 amino acids)
Molecular function (GO): oxidoreductase activity, acting on the CH-OH group of donors, NAD or NADP as acceptor
Source: RefSeq, a predicted model, not a curated record
CUUAGUCACACGCAUUAAAAAACCUACUAAAAAUGCUCGCUACCAAAGGAAUGUCCCAGCUUGCGUUCCAGCCGGCCUACACUGCCGAGAAGGCGCUGCGGCCAGCAAAGGUCUGCGUCACUGGAGUGACCGGCUUUGUUGCAGGCUCGGUGGUCUCGCGGCUGCUGGAGCUAGGCCACACCGUGCACGGAACCUGCCGCGACCCCGCGCGCACCGACACAGUUGUGCACCUCACAUCCCUGCCCGCCGCGGCGGAGCGCCUGAAGCUGUUCAAAGCCGACCUGCUGUCGGAGGGCAGCUUUGAUGAGCCUGUCGAAGGCUGUGACUACAUUAUCCACACCGCCUCGCCCUACAUCGUCAAUGUGGCCCCCUCGGAAGUGCGAUCAAAGCUGCUCGAGCCGGCGGUGAAGGGCACCGAGCACGUGCUGAGCGCCGCCAGCAAGUCUCCCUCCGUCAAGCGGGUGGUGCUGACGUCAUCGUGCGCCGCCAUCUACGGCAACCCGCACGUGUUCGGCAAGGAGCACGUGUACACCGAGGCUGACUGGAACGCGACCUCCACCGACAAGGUGCUGACCUACUCAUACAGCAAGAAGCUGGCUGAGGAGCGGGCGUGGGAGAUGGCCAAGGCGCAGAGCCAGUGGAAGCUGGUGGUGAUCAACCCCGCCGUCAUCCUGGGGCCGCCGCUCAGCAAGCGCACUGACAGCGAGUCGGUGUCCAUCAUCAACCAGAUCCUGAAGGGCCAGAUGUACCCGGCCGCCCCGCACAUGGGCUUUGGCACCGUGGACGUGCGCGACGUGGCCGCGGCACACACCCUGGCCAUGAGCCACCCCAAGGCCGAGGGCAGGUACAUCACUGUGGCCAAGUCACUGUGGGUGGCGGACUUUGCCCGCGCCGUGAAGGUCGGCUUCCCUGACUCCCGUAUGCGCCCGCCCAUCGCCACCAUCCCCAAGUGGCUGCUGUGGCUGAUUGGGCCCAUGGCAGGCAUGAGCCGCGACAUCGUCACCCAUUCCGUGAACAUGUGCCCCCAGUUCAACAACAGCAAGAUCCAGUCGGAGCUCGGAUUUAAGUUCCACUCACCUGAGGCGGCCAUCAAGGACCAGGUGAACGCCAUGCUGGCACUGGGCAUCGCAAAGCCGUUCUGAGGUGGUGGAGACACGAGCAGCACAGAGUCUGCUAAGGAGCUUCCGUGGGGUCUGUGAAGGGUUUCACUAACCACAGGGGAGGGAGCAGGCAGGAGCGGUAAUCCGGUAUGUUUGCUUUCAGGCGGAGGGGGCUUUGGAUUAGAAAUGCCGGGGAUGAUGGCUUAUAGCGUACGCUCAUGUUCGAUAUCCAGUAGACACUCAUACAUACUCGCUCAGUGGUUUGCUGUAUAAGAUGUGGGGCAAAACGAAGUGAAGAGUGUCCCAGGGUUUCGUGCCGAGGGCGUGCCACCCACAAAAAGACAGGUCACGCGAGCGUGGCGAGGGCGUUUAGACUAGAGGAGCGUGUCAAGGAGUGCCGACCUGGGAUGCUGUGGUGACGUGCAGGGAUGUACGUAUAUUUAAGCCGACCGCUCAAACUAUGGCUGGUAUGCAUAUGCGUGCCACACGCUGUUGCAUGGUGCCACUGUAACCCAUGCGACAUCGGCUGCUGCCGAACACCCGACACCGCUUCUGUUUGCGUCACAGGUGGUUUGUAUGAGGUGCAGCACUCUCUUCAGCUAUUGGCGACGGGUUCGGAUGCAGGUCAGCACAUCAAUCAGGGAUGUAAAAUUUGGCGGGCGGAGCCUUGGUGAACCAUCGGCGCGCCUGCCACUGCUGCAAUUAUGAUACACAUGGCUGUAAUGUACGUGACCAGGAGUAA